AUGCAACUUUAUGGUACCAUUCCUCCACACCUUGGAAACCUCUCAUUUAUUUCAUCAGUUGACAUCAGUAACAACACUUUCCAUGGAGAUUUGCCAGUAGAGUUGGCUCAUUUGCACAGGUUGAAAUUCAUUAAUGCCAAAAACAAUAACUUUACCGGAGCCAUUCCAUCAUUUUUAAGUUUGUUACCAAACCUACGCUCUUUGUACCUAUCGAAUAACCAAUUUUCGGGGAAAAUUCCAACUUCCCUUUCCAAUCUAACAAAACUGGAAGUGUUGCAAUUACAGAGCAAUUUUCUUGAAGGAGAGAUCCCUCGAGAAAUUGGUGAUCUUCGUUACUUGACUGUCCUAGACCUGCAACUUAGUCAGCUUACUGGCUCUAUACCACCAUCAAUCUUUAACAUUACUACAAUGCAAGUGAUUGCUCUUAGCGGCAACAAUCUUACUGGAAAGCUUCCAAUAACUAUAUGUGAUCAUCUUCCAGACUUGGAAGGACUUUACCUCGGUAGAAACUCCCUAGAAGGAGUUAUUCCACCAAACCUGGAGGAAUGCAGAAAGCUUCAACAAUUGGUAUUGUCAUUCAAUGAGUUUGCUGGAACUGUACCAAGAGAGCUUGCCAACUUAACAGAUCUUACAAAAUUAGCCAUGACAGCUCUGCAUUUGGAAGGUAGUGUAAAAUUUUCUUCCUUCUCUUUUCCCCCAAGCUUGUACUCAUAUAUUUCCCGAAAAUUGACAGGAGAGAUACCAAUGGAGCUAGGUAAUCUUAAGAAACUUCAAGCAUUGGGAUUAUCACAGAAUGAGCUUACAGGCUCUAUCCCUGACAUCAUUUUCAACAUGUCAGCACUGCAGAUUAUAGAUUUUGGACUAAACAAGCUUUCAGGUACUCUACCUUCAGAUUUAGGUCGUGGAAUUCCCAAUAUAGAAGAACUCUUUUGUGGAGGAAAUAAUCUGAGUGGUUUUAUCUCUGCUUCAAUCUCAAAUUCUUCAAGACUCACAAUGUUAGACCUCUCCAACAACAGUUUCACAGGUCUCAUUCCUAAAUCACUUGGUAACUUAGAAUACCUUGAGGUUCUGAACUUGUGGGGGAAUAAUUUUGUCAGCGAUUCAACAUUGAGCUUCCUUGCAUCAUUGACAAACUGUAGGAAUCUAAGAUUACUCACGUUAUCUGGUAAUCCGUUGGAUGGUGUUUUGCCUGCAUCUGUUGGCAAUUUCUCCAACGCCUUGCAAACUUUUGAAGUACAAGGUUGUAAAUUGAAGGGCGUCAUUCCACAAGAAAUCGGUAAUCUUACUGAAGUGACAAGGAUGAUUCUGGUUAACAAUGAGUUAACUGGACAUAUUCCAAAUACUGUGCAUGGCAUGUCGAUCCUUCAAGAACUUUACCUAUAUGACAACAAGAUAGAAGGAACCAUACCAGAUGUUAUUUGCAACUUAAAGAAUCUAGGUGCAUUAGUAUUGUCAGAAAACCAUUUUUCUGGUUCAGUGCCCUCAUGCUUAGAUUACCUUCAAGCUUAG
Molecule: messenger RNA, 1509 nt
Organism: Solanum verrucosum
Lineage: Eukaryota; Viridiplantae; Streptophyta; Magnoliopsida; Solanales; Solanaceae
Product: putative receptor-like protein kinase At3g47110
Exons: 2
Coding region: 1-1509 (502 amino acids)
Molecular function (GO): protein binding
Source: RefSeq, a predicted model, not a curated record